UUCUGGGGCUCCGGGUGAUUUGAAAAUAAACUUUAAUCUUAAACAUUUUAUGAUUUCUGUUCGAAAAAUUUUCUGGGUUUUAAAUCUUGAACUUGUCUGUUGAACACAAACUUGAUUUUCACAAAAUUGAAGUUUUGGUGUAAUUUAAGGUUUAAGGUCACUUCGAGGUUUUAUUUGGUACACAAUGAAAGGGGAUAGAAUGGCAAAGAGGUCUUCUUUUGGGAGCGUCGUCAGGAGAAGAUUGUCAGAUAUUACCAAUUCUGCUCCACAGCCUAGAUCUCCAAGCAAUGUAGAAAAGCCCUCCUUGGAUCCUUCUUCUAAGGAAUAUAUUGAUCAUCUUGCCAAGGAAAAUAUGGCACUGGUCAAGCUUAUUCAAGAUAAAAAUAAGGCGAUUGAAUUGAAUGGAAUUGAGCUCCAAAAACUCAGAAUCAAUCUUCAGAAGAUGCAAAUGCAGAAUUGGAAUCUUGCUCAAGCCAAUAGUGUUAUGAUAGCGGAACUUAAUUUCGGGAAAGAAAAGAUGAAGACCCUACAGCACGAGAUUUCCUGCAAGGAGGCACUUCUUAAAUCAAGGAGUUUGGAAAUCAAGGAGAGAGAGGUGAUUCCUGCAGAAGAAACCAAACUUGAUAAUAGCAAGAGCAGAAGGCCCCGCUUCACAAGAAGUAGAUCCGUAGGCCAUUGUACAACUGUAUCCCAUCAAGUUGCAGCAAAGGAGGCGGCAGAAAACAAGAGGCUCUGUUUAAGGAGGCAGUCGGCUAGUUCCAAAAUGCAACAGCCGGAAAACAAAGAAAACUUGUUCGAAUUAGAGGACGUGAUGCUGCCAACUGCUGGCGUACCGACUGAUUUUGGACCAGCUUCAUCACCUUUUACUUACAAAGACUGUAAAGAUGAUAAGCAACAUGGAGCUGAACACAGAUCUAGACGACCAGAAAGAACCUCAAUUGGUGGAAGACCAUUAAGAAAGGCAGCUGAGAAGGUUCAAUCAUACAAAGAAGUCCCUUUAAAUAGUAAAAUGAGGAGAGCAAAUUGAGCUGUAUGAAAUUUGAAAAUCAGAUUCUUGUGCUAU
Messenger RNA from Coffea eugenioides, 1063 nucleotides. Its product is annotated as shugoshin-1-like. The transcript is spliced from 8 exons. Lineage: Eukaryota; Viridiplantae; Streptophyta; Magnoliopsida; Gentianales; Rubiaceae. The record is from RefSeq and is a predicted model, not a curated record. Gene Ontology annotation, cellular component: nucleus; chromosome, centromeric region. Bases 185 to 1027 code for a protein of 280 amino acids. Gene Ontology annotation, biological process: maintenance of meiotic sister chromatid cohesion; meiotic sister chromatid segregation.